Molecule: messenger RNA, 1763 nt
Organism: Mollisia scopiformis
Lineage: Eukaryota; Fungi; Ascomycota; Leotiomycetes; Helotiales; Mollisiaceae
Exons: 4
Coding region: 186-1523 (445 amino acids)
Biological process (GO): regulation of transcription by RNA polymerase II
Cellular component (GO): SAGA complex
Molecular function (GO): transcription coactivator activity
Source: RefSeq, a predicted model, not a curated record
AUUCAACGACAACGCUCUGCGCGCUGCGAAAAGGACGAUUUUUAAUUAUCAACCACAACGCCACAUUAUCUCCAAUCAUCGCCAAACUUCGUCGCCGACUUUGAUUAGGGUUGAUAAACAUAUGGCUUGGUUGAAAAAAGACAGUAUCGCGAUGUAAAAGCCGCCUCAGGCGCGACGAUUUCACAAUGCCCGACAUCGAGCCAUCAUUAUUGUCUCGGCCCUCCAUCUCUACAACUCCUAUAUUACCUCCAAAGACCAUAAGUGCAUCUGCGCCAAGCGCUCCGAAAGUUUCCAAGUCCUACAAUGUGCCUGCGCGGAUUGACCUCGAGCCGCUCUAUACGGCACUCAAAAGUGCCAUAGGCGAGCACUGGGCGACGUAUAAAGAGUCCAUCAGUCUCUUUGUAAUGGGCCAGUUGAACCAAGUCGAACUAUCAGCCAGAAUCGACCCCUUCCUCGUAACUCCAUCGGGCGAGCUGGAACAUUUACACAAUCAGUUGAUAUCUGCAAUAUAUGGCAAUGUCACCCGAGAGAUGCCAGAUGCGGGCGUGGCGAGCUGGGUGAGCGCAAAUGAUAAGCCGACAACAGGGGCUGGCAGCAAACCUGUCAGUGGAGAUGCUGCAGAACAGAGACUUAAGACGGAAGUAAUGCAACUUCCUAGUCGAGAUCGAAGGCGCCUGAAAGACCUAAGUCAAAAUGAUUUUGAUCCGCAAGACCCAUUCGCUACCUUAUGGGGUGAGCGUCGCCAACAAAUUAAAACAAAACUUGCAGAUGCUGUCCCUGCAAGUGCUGGCGGUUUAAACAAAACGAACUGGGAUCUUGAGAUCCGGAAACGAUAUAUUCAAUCUCUGGCAUCAGAGUCUGGAGAAUUUCCAGACACAUCUACCAUAGAGACUCGCAUGUUGCCUAUAUGCUACGAAACUGGACUGGUUUCUGGUCAUGCACCAGAUGCAGCGCAUUUCAUGUCCGUGGCUACGGAGACAUUUGUCAAAGAAGUCCUAUCCUCUAUUUUCAGUAAAACUCGCAGCAAUGGCCCCGGUACAAGUGGGAGUGCUGGUACUGGUGGUGGAGCUAGCUGGGUACAGACACAUAAGUAUCGAACCCAGCUAGAGAGAGAGGAAGAGUCAUCGUUGCGAGGCGAGGUUCAGAGAGACAAGAGUGGACUGCUGCCUAUUGAAGCCAAAGCUGCGAGUGAGCGUGGUCCCCUCGGCAUGGCUGAUGUUCGAACUGCCUUGGAGCUAGGCGAUUGUGGUCUUGGUCAGAUGCCAAUGAUGGUCCAACAAAUCAUGCUUGGGUACCGAGAAGGUGAAGUUGAAGCAUGGGACGAUUAUUCCUACCCCGACUCGCAUGUCAGAAUUGUUGGUGAAGAUGCAGACGGUGAUAUUGAAAUGGGUGGCGUUAAUGGCACGAAUGGUAUAAACGGCCAUACGUAUGAUAGGGAUAACGAAGAUUGGGGCUGGGAAGGUUGUGAAGGUGAAGAUAAAUCUACUUUGGACAGUUUGCUGGACUCUUGUCUAGCUAUUUGAUUGUCUAGGAGACUAGGGGAGGAGCAUGGAAGGUGUUCGCGUUGCAUUUUUUCCACGUUACAUAACGGCUUUGCAUGGUGUCUUGGGAUAUACAGUGCUAUUUAUUUACUGUACAAAAAGACAUGGGAGGAAAGGCGUUCAAGGAUAGGGGCCUUUGUACUUGGACGAUACCCCAUCGUGGCUGCCGAGCCACUGCUGAUAACCACAAAAUUAUACAUAAGUACAUUUAAAAAUUCUGAC